This is a messenger RNA of Agrilus planipennis (emerald ash borer), 1920 nucleotides long. RefSeq names its product serine/threonine-protein kinase 3 (gene hpo). The transcript is spliced from 8 exons. Gene Ontology annotation, molecular function: ATP binding; protein serine/threonine kinase activity. The record is from RefSeq and is a predicted model, not a curated record. Lineage: Eukaryota; Metazoa; Arthropoda; Insecta; Coleoptera; Buprestidae. Gene Ontology annotation, biological process: intracellular signal transduction; regulation of MAPK cascade; protein tetramerization. Gene Ontology annotation, cellular component: cytoplasm. The coding region runs from base 364 to 1920 and encodes 518 amino acids.
UCAUAAAAUUUGUGGUUAAAGGUUAAACUUAACUUGGUUGGUCAAUUGUUAGUGCUCUUUUUCUUCAUUUAUUGUUCAUAAAAUCAGGUUUCCUUAAAAUUUAAAGUUUGUUUUAAUCCGUAAUUUGUCGAACUUCGAUAAAUAUAAUCGGAUAAAAGAACUAAUUAAGGUAGUUCUUUCAGUUGUCAAACUUCAGAUGAGACAACUGAUUGUACCUGCUAGUGCUAUUAUUUGCACAAGUGAAUUCUGCUAAAAGUGGUGAUGAAAUUUAAGAGUUAAUCUCUUAAAAUAAAGCAAUAAUCGAAAGUUAAAAGAUGAGUGUUUUAUUUUCAUCAGGCAAUUAAUGACUAUUAUUUCAAAGACAUGUCUUCCAAAAGUGAACUUAAGAAGUUAUCAGAAGAAAGUUUAACAAGACAACCUGAAGAAGUGUUCGACAUAAUUUGUAAAUUAGGAGAAGGGUCAUAUGGAAGUGUAUAUAAAGCUCUUCACAAAGAAUCUGGCCAAGUAUUGGCCAUUAAACAAGUACCUGUUGACACAGAUCUUCAAGAAAUAAUAAAAGAAAUCUCGAUUAUGCAGCAAUGUGACAGUCCGUAUGUUGUUAAAUAUUAUGGAAGUUAUUUUAAAAAUACAGAUCUAUGGAUUGUUAUGGAAUAUUGUGGUGCAGGUUCUGUUUCUGAUAUUAUGCGCUUAAGAAAAAAGACGUUGACUGAAGAUGAAAUUGCUACAAUUUUGUCAGAUACAUUGAAGGGAUUAGAAUAUUUACAUUUGAGAAGAAAGAUUCAUAGAGAUAUCAAAGCAGGAAAUAUAUUAUUAAAUUCUGAGGGACAUGCCAAGUUGGCUGACUUCGGUGUUGCAGGACAGUUAACUGAUACUAUGGCGAAAAGGAAUACAGUGAUAGGAACACCAUUUUGGAUGGCUCCAGAGGUUAUUCAAGAGAUAGGCUAUGAUUGUGUAGCUGAUAUUUGGAGCUUGGGCAUAACUGCUUUAGAAAUGGCAGAAGGUAAACCACCAUAUGGAGAUAUUCAUCCUAUGAGAGCAAUAUUUAUGAUUCCUACAAAACCUCCACCUUCCUUUAGAGAACCAGAUCAAUGGAGUUCAGAGUUUAUAGACUUUGUUAGUGUAUGUCUUGUAAAGAAUCCUGAAGAACGUGCCACAGCUUCUGAUUUACUUCAGCAUGUAUUUAUAGGUAAUGCUAAGCCCUCAAGUAUUCUUCAACAAAUGAUAGCGGAAGCACAUGAUAUUAGAGAGAAUCAGAGUUAUAGAAAUAUAGUACACACAAAUUGUGCAGGUGCCAAUAAGAAUGCUCAAGAAGAGUCUGAUGAUGAUGUAGCAGUAAACAACCAAACAAUGGUACAAUGUGAAGAUGAAGGCACCUUGGUACCAGGUAGAGGAGGAACCUUAGCACCAAUGUCUCAAAGUGGAACACUGGUAGAACUGCAAUCAGAAUUAGGAACAAUGGUAAUCAAUAGUGAUGUAGAUGAACAAACUAUGAAAAGACAUGAUACAGGAUCCACAGAGGGUGGGAAAAAAUACAGGCCUCUGUUUUUAGAUCAUUUUGAUAAAAAGGAAGCAGAAAUUAAGCAGGGAAAUGGACUGGCAACACCAACUACACUUGAUGGUCCAGAUAUCCAUCCUGAAGACCAACAUCGCUUUCAGAGUCAUUUUCAUUUGCAAAUGAAUCCAAUUCAAGCACCCCCUAUUGAACAACCUGAUGUCAAACCUAAUAUUCAAAGGCCUUUCCCUGAUGGAGAUUUCGAAUUUCUGAAGUUUUUAAGCUAUGAAGAAUUACAACAAAGAAUGGCAACAUUAGAUGCCGAAAUGGAGAGAGAAAUAGACGAACUGAGGAGAAGAUAUCAAACAAAAAGACAACCAAUCUUAGAUGCCAUGGACACAAAACGUAAACGACAACAAAAUUUUUAA